Messenger RNA from Helianthus annuus (common sunflower), 815 nucleotides. Its product is annotated as transcription factor MYB73-like. NCBI's taxonomy places the organism in Eukaryota, Viridiplantae, Streptophyta, Magnoliopsida, Asterales, Asteraceae. The transcript has 4 exons. Bases 1 to 759 code for a protein of 252 amino acids. The record is from RefSeq and is a predicted model, not a curated record.
AUGGUCUUUAGUGUGGAUGGGGGUCUUGAUGGCGGUGGUAGCCGGAAUUCUGGUCGGGCCGACGAGGUAGGUGGGGGUGAUGACGGAAGGGAGGGUGGGGUUGGGAUCAAUUACAUCAUCAUCUUCAACCUCCCAAUCGAAACCCUAACCAGAGAUCAAACCCAAAAAAAACUAACCCACAGGAGAUCGAAGAACGACAAUGGUGGUUUGCACUUGUGGAGCCUCAACCUCACUGAGAACCUCACGUCAUCGUCGGUGAAAGAUCCGAUGACUUCGUUGAGUUUGUCGCUUCCUGGAGUCGAAAAUGAAGCGGUUACGGUUGCGGCUACGUUACCUCCGCCGGUACCAAUUCACGCGAUGUCGUUACAUCAGAUUCGAGUCGAAAAUCAUCAAAACCUAAACCUAAACAACAACUGCAACAACGCAGACGUGAUGACGUCAAUUCCGAUGGCGAUUUCAACGGCGAUGCGUCAGCUAAAGGUAUCACGAGAUCCGGUACCUUCGGCAGCUCCGGCCGCGGCAGUGGAGCAACCAGAAGAGGUUUUGACUCCGUUUAGUGCGGAGUUUUUUUCUGUGAUGCAAGAGAUGAUAAGAACAGAAGUGAGGAACUAUAUGACAGGUGUAGAACAACAUAAUAAUCAGCAGAGAUCCGGUGACGGAGGCGGAGGAAUGUGUAUGAAGCAGGCGGCAAGUGGCGGUGGUGACGGUUUUAGGAACGCAACGGUGGUGAAGAGGAUUGGGAUUAGCAAGAUCGAUUAAGUAAACCCUAGAUUUAUUGGUAGAUGAUGCUGGUGGUGGUAGAUGAUGAUGGUAGG